Eucalyptus grandis is the source of this 1689-nucleotide messenger RNA. Its product is annotated as UDP-galactose/UDP-glucose transporter 4. Gene Ontology annotation, cellular component: Golgi membrane; endoplasmic reticulum membrane. Gene Ontology annotation, biological process: transmembrane transport. NCBI's taxonomy places the organism in Eukaryota, Viridiplantae, Streptophyta, Magnoliopsida, Myrtales, Myrtaceae. Gene Ontology annotation, molecular function: transmembrane transporter activity. The record is from RefSeq and is a predicted model, not a curated record. The coding region runs from base 282 to 1352 and encodes 356 amino acids. The transcript has 7 exons.
CUGUGCUUUGGAAAUCACUAUAGAAUCCUUGUAUUUUCUCAUUCCUACGUAGUCUCUCUCUCUCUCUCUCCUCGGCUGUUUUUCGCAACGCCGGCAAGAGAAGUCUCUGUUCCGCCAAAACCAAGUCAUUGUCACCUCGAAACAAUCAUCAAAGUACGAUUUCUUUCCUCUAUUUCAACUGCUUCUGGUCAUGCGAUCAGUCCAUUGGAGAACCCAGCACUCCAAAGUUCGUUGCUUGAGAUCGCUCGAGUUUGGAGUCCCGGAAAUUUCAUGUUAAAGUCAUGAAGAGCGAAGAGCAAGCUCGAUUUUUGUUCGGAAUCUCGCUGUCGGAGAGACCGAAGUGGCAGCAAUUCAUUAUUUGCUCAUCUGGGUUCUUCUUUGGUUACCUCGUCAAUGGCAUAUGCGAGGAAUACGUGUACAACAGGCUUCAAUUCAGCUAUGGUUGGUACUUCACAUUUGUUCAAGGAUUUGUGUAUCUGUUCCUUAUUUACCUCCAAGGCUUCAGCACCAAGCAAAUGGUGAAUCCAUGGAAGACUUAUGUGAAACUCUCUGCAGUGCUUAUGGGUUCACAUGGGCUCACAAAGGGGUCAUUGGCUUUCCUCAACUACCCCGCACAGCUCAUGUUCAAAUCAACAAAGGUUCUGCCAGUGAUGAUAAUGGGCGCCUUCAUACCGGGACUGAGGCGGAAGUACCCAGCUCAUGAAUAUGUGUCCGCAAUUCUCUUAGUGGUGGGUCUGAUCCUUUUCACCUUGGCCGAUGCUCAUACAUCGCCAAAUUUCAGCAUGAUUGGUGUGGUGAUGGUCUCGGGUGCUCUAAUUAUGGACUCCUUCCUGGGUAAUUUGCAAGAAGCCAUUUUUACCUUGAACCCUGAAACCACACAGAUGGAGAUGUUGUUCUGUUCAACUGUGAUGGGAUUGCCUUUCUUGAUCCCACCCAUGCUUUUGACAGGAGAAUUGUUUACAGCAUGGAAUUCAUGCUCCAAGCAUAUGUAUGUAUAUGGUGUAUUGGUGUUCGAAGCAAUGGCCACAUUCAUCGGCCAAGUCUCGGUCCUUUCUCUCAUAGCCAUAUUUGGAGCUGCAACCACAGCCAUGAUAACUACAGCAAGAAAGGCAGUGACAUUGUUGCUGUCAUACUUGAUAUUCACAAAGCCAUUGACGGAGCAGCACGGCACGGGCCUCUUGCUCAUAGCCAUGGGGAUCAUACUGAAGCUCUUGCCCGACUCCAAUCCACACAAGAGGGCCUCAAAACCAACCUCAUCCACCGAUGCCGGUAGAGGGAAAUCAACUCAUCAUCGGGAUGAAGAAACCCGGUUGCAGAGCCAAGAAGAAGAAGAAAAGAGGCCAUUGGUUUGAAAAGAUUCGCUGCCAACGGGCAUCACAAGCUUGAACGCCAGCACCAUUGUCAGCAGCACCUUGUUCCAUGGAUUAAAAAUACUCCGCCCCCCUCCCCCUCCCCCUUUUCCUUGAUCAUCUUGUGCAAGCAUUAUCGAAGCUGCCAAUUUGCAUUGAGCACAGUUCUGUUUUCUUUCAACUUGUGGUGGCAUCAGGUCCUAUAUACCGCCUUUAAGAGGUCGAUUCGCUUAAGAAAGACCAUCACUGAACCAGGAAGAGUUUCGUUUUAUCUGUUAAUUCUUUUUAUUGUAUUUGCAAAAUCGAUAAGGUGCAAUUAUUCUUGAAACCCAUGAAAACA